ACUGACAAAGACUAUAUAAGGCUUGUACCUGCUUCUUUGGUAAGCCACCAAGCAAUUCAAGAUGAAGUGGGCAAUCAUAAUAUCCGUUGCACUCUUCAUAACAUCUGCAGAACUCAGAGAUAUACACAGGAGUGCUAGAGAUACAGAAUUAAGAAGUAAGAUCUGCAGUCAUAUAAAGAUUACAGGCAAAGAAGAGUUUGAACGUGUAAUCGUAUUCCACAUUGCACAAAACCUGCAGCAAAGUGAUUGCCCAGAUCUGAAGAAAAUAUCAGAAAAAUUUUCAGCUCUAGCGGAAAAAUGCUGUGCUGAUGAAGCUUCAGACCCUCAUUGUUUACAAACUGAGCUUGAUAUUCUUGAAGAUACAAUCUGUGCAGCACAGGCUGAAGUGGCAAAAAAUCACUGGAUUGCAACAUGCUGCAGUAAAGCUGGUGCUGAGAGGCAUGAAUGCUUGGUAAAGGGGAAACCAUCAGGAGAUCCUACACAUUUUCCGGUGUCAUCUGAAGAAGAGCAAUGCAAAAGUUAUACAGCUGAUACCAACGCGUUUUUGUCAAAUCUUAUCUGUGAAUCAGCAAAACGAUUCCCAAGAGAUCCUGCCACUAACAGUAUGAUAAUAACUUCAGGAUAUGGCAACAUUCUUGAAACCUGCUGCACAAAUGAAACUCUGAAAGAAUGUUUUCAAAGCAAGAAAGCAGUUUGGAAAGAAAAGAAAAGAUUCCGUAUUGCCAAAUUGAGAUCUAAUUGUCAAAUAAUAAAGAAAUAUGGCAUACAGGUCCUACAAGCUAAAAAGCUUGCUGGAAUGAGUAUGAAAUUCCCGUUAGUUGAUUUUCAAACACAAGUAGAGCAUACAAAGAAGAUUGUAGACAUGCACAAAACAUGCUGCGAAGGAGAUUCGUUUAAUUGUAUGACAAAAAGGUAUAAUUUAAUAAAUGGAGUGUGUGCAGACCAUGAAAAUGUGGCAAAAAGCAAGCAACUAACUGAGUGCUGCAAACAACCCCCCAUACGCAGAAGUCUAUGCAUUGACAAUAUAACACCUGAGCCUAAGCCAGAAGGAUUGGAUGAAAGACUUCCUGAAUACGUUGAAGAUAAAGAAAUAUGCAAAAAAUAUGAACUUGACAAAACUUCAUUCCUUGCAAAGUUUCUGCAUGACUUCUCAAGAAUACACACGGACUUUUCUGUUCAAAUGCAACUGAGAAUAGCCAAGACGUUUCAAGACCUACUUGAACAGUGCUGUUCAUCAGCGGAUCCUGUAACAUGCCUCAGCCAAGCAGAAGAAAUGCUUAAAGUUGGUAUUGCAAAGAAUAAGGAGCUUGCAGAUAGCAGGUGUCACAUUUAUGAAAAGGUCGGGAAAGAUGCAUUUGAAAACGUCCUACUUGCAACAUAUACCAAAAAGCUGCCAACAGCGCCACUUGAAAAAUUGAGGGAGGCAUCAAGCGCAAUAGCAAAAGCUGCAGCCAAGUGCUGUCCUUUGGAAAAUUUUAAGCGAAAUGCUUGUUCUGAAGAUAUAAUCAGUAUAGUGGUGGGCGAACUGUGUGAUAACAUUGGGAGCCUCUCUGUAAGUCCAAAGAUCCUGGCCUGCUGCAAAGAGUCCUAUUCAAGAGUGAGGCCCUGUAUCACUGAGUUUGACCAUGAUGAUACCUUUCAGCCACCACCCCUUGAUGAAAAGAAGUUUUCUUUCCAUGCUGACUUAUGCACCCUUCCGAAGGAUAAACUACAUGACAGGAAAGCCGAACUCCUUCAUGACCUUGUACUUGCAAAACCAAGUAUCACCAAUGACCAGAUAAAAGCUAGUAUCACUGCUUUCUACACUAUAACGCAAACCUGCUGCAAAUCACCUUCGCCAGACGCGUGUUUUUCAACAGAGGGUCCAAAGACAGUGGCACAUGUGAAAGCACUGCUAGGCCUCUAAAGACUCACGAUGCAGAUUCCAUACAGUGAACUUCUCAGAGGAUUGAAUGUCUCCAUAUGAGCUCUUCAACAUUGUUAGCGCUUUGUAUUAAGCACAGUUCUUUGCAUAGUGCCAGAUGCAAACAAAAUGAUUCACAAAAUGGACUGUAAUUUAUGCAACUCUUUUGUAUAAACAAGUCUGAUGCCAACAACACAGUUUGAAUGUAAGCAUAAUAUUGAUAUAUGAAGUGAUAUGUAGUAACUGUUCAACAGAGUAUUGUAUUUAUAAAUGCAAGACAGAAUAAAAGCAAAUGAUGCUAUUACUGCAUGAAGGCAUACUAUGAAUAAAAUAAUAACAUUCCAGAA
Protopterus annectens (West African lungfish) is the source of this 2250-nucleotide messenger RNA. Its product is annotated as albumin-like. Gene Ontology annotation, biological process: transport. Gene Ontology annotation, cellular component: cytoplasm; blood microparticle. NCBI's taxonomy places the organism in Eukaryota, Metazoa, Chordata, Ceratodontiformes, Protopteridae. The transcript has 15 exons. The record is from RefSeq and is a predicted model, not a curated record. Bases 62 to 1906 code for a protein of 614 amino acids.